This is a messenger RNA of Mytilus californianus (California mussel), 10587 nucleotides long. RefSeq lists its product as uncharacterized. The record is from RefSeq and is a predicted model, not a curated record. NCBI's taxonomy places the organism in Eukaryota, Metazoa, Mollusca, Bivalvia, Mytilida, Mytilidae. The transcript is spliced from 3 exons. Bases 275 to 6049 code for a protein of 1924 amino acids.
UGCUGAUGAGAAACUGAAAAGUCUAGGCUCUAAACAUCACCAUGGAAACAAGACAUCAGGACAGCAGAUAAGAGGAUCAAAAUCUAGCCUAGCAUCAAAUACAGAGUCCAUAAACCAAACUAAAACACAGACAAACAAAGCACAGCCACCGCCAACACCAACACCCUCGAUAGAAUCUACUCAGCUAGAAACAGUAGCAGAUAUCCACCAUUCUGAGCAAUCUUUAAAUGACACUGUAACUAUUACUGGAACUGACACUCCAGAUGAUGUCAUUAUGGCAGACAGGCGACCUCAGAGGGCUGGUCGCAAUGACAGUAAAAAUCAGGUGACACAGGACGCCAAAAGGAGGUCUAGAAGUGAGGGUAGAUUAAAGGGACGUAACUCUAGUAAUAAAAAAGAUGGGAACAGUUCAAAGGGAAGAAGUGGAAGUUACAGCAAGGAACCAGUUGAUCAGCAGAGCAGGCAUUCAUUGUAUAAUGAGCCUCAAUCAGAUGAAGGAGGUUUCCCAGACAUUAAAACUAGUUCAAGUGAUUCGGAAGAAACACUUCAGAAAAAAUGGAUAAGGAAUCCAAAUAUGGUUAAACAGGCUCGGAAAACUGAAAAAAGAAAAUCACUUGGAAAUAAUUUAGAAAACGGGUAUCAUGGAAGACCAAAUUACCUUGAUCUUCAGGGAAAUAAGGAAAAUGUUGAUCGGGGCUCACAAAAGGAGAAAUAUAAAAGAUUGGAAGAAAUGAGGAAAAAACGGGUUGACAUAACAGUGACCUCAGAUGAAGAACUAAAUUCUCCAGAAUUCAGGAUUUCCAGAUUACGUCAGCGAGCAUUACAAGGAGCUAAAUUAUCAUCAAAACUGCCAGAUAGACUGGAUGACUUUGAUUUACAGAAAAUCCAUUUGGAAAGGCUUGCAGCAGAAAUUCAUCAAAAUAAAGAAAAUGAGUCUUCAUCCACAUCUGAACAAAUUACAUUAAGGCCUAUUGGUCCAGGUCAAGGCAGUUUUUCAUCACAGCUCAUACAAGGGAAUGUAAAUAAACAUCCAGAUGACACUAGAUUCACUCAGGAUCACCGUAGUAACCAAAAUAUUCAGACAUCAAAUAAAGUGAGUCAAGGACAAGGACCAUAUAGAAAAAUACCGAAACAGGAAACAAACUUUUCCAAUUAUAAUCCACAGCCGACUGAUGUAAAUUACUAUCAAGGAAAACCGCAGCCAAUGACUUAUUAUCAAGGAAAACCAAACCAAGGACCUAACGGGGAAUUUACAUGGAAUUUCCAAAAUAAUAAUAAUAAUUUACAUCAAAGUGGUUACUAUGGAAACCAGGAUAGUAAUAGUAAUGUGAAAUCUAAUUAUAUUGAUUCUAAGCCUUAUCAAGAAAUUCCUGUAAAAAAGAUAAUUGAGAAAGGGAGAAAUAAACGUAAGUCACAUAGUGACGAUUCUCUGGAUGAAUUGAUUGAGUCAAACAUUCAAUAUCUGGAAAGUGAAAUGGAGAGUGGGAAAUUAAAGAAGAUUUCUGCGAGUCAACCGCGAAUGUUUCCGACACAACAAAGUGAUAUUUAUAACAAGGUCGAAAAACGAAGGUCAACUUCUUUAGACAGUACAAAGGCACCACGAGAAAGUGCUUUUCAAAAUGAGGUCAAGUUAAGAUUGCAAAUACCUUCAUCUAAAGAACAACAGCCUGAUAACCAUAGCAUACAGUCAAGUCAGUACGAUAGGUUAUCAUAUAGUACGUCAGAGUCUAGUACACCACCGUCUGCAUACACCUUACCGCCAAGUCAGGAAUAUAUAUUUCAAAAUAGUGUCCCGAAAGUUGAAAGGAAAUUCCAGUCUGCUUCUCACAGCCCUUAUCUUCCUAGACGAACAACAGCCGAACUUUCAAAUAUGGAAGAUAUGUCGAAAUCUGAUAGUCAGUUAAAUUGGGGAGAAUUAGGGGUGAAUUACACAAAAACGUUCAGAACACCAAACUAUUUCCCUGAACAGAACCCAAAUUAUUAUCCCCCACAAAAGUUUCCGCAGUCAAAUCAAAUUCCAAAUAUAAUGAGCCUCUCAGCAUCAGCUGUAGAGGGGGGAAUGUUCUCAGAUGUGGACUAUGAUAUUGAAGUGACAGACCGAAUUAAAAAGUGGGAAAAAUUUAUGAAAAAGAAAAACACUCCUCCAACAUCGACUGAAUCUAAAUCUCCCGUUCCUCUGACAACUAUUAUGGAAUCAGAAGGAGGCAUUCCUGAUUCAUGGACUGCAAAAGUGCCCCCUAGUGUUGUAUCUUCAAUAUCUGUUACAGUUACAAAAUCUGUAGCUCAUCAACCACAGCCACAGAGACAGUCAGUCACUGCCCCUGUACAAAUGGAAUCCAAAGUACAAUCGGCAGAAACUAACGCACACCGUUUGUUUAGGGUUGUCCAACAACCAAAAAUAGAACAAGAAAAUGUAAGGACAACUUAUGAACCUGUAAAUAUUCAAAAAAGAGCAAAAGUGAUCAGGAGAUCAAGUUCAAAAGAGUCAGAUGGAGACAAAGGUCAAGGUGAUGUUAUUGAAGAGAAUACAACUAAAGUUUGGCCACCAACUCCAAAAAAUAUGGAAGUGGAAGAUGUGAAGCAGUCACGUUUGUCCAGGUUUGAGGAGGAGUUGUCAGAAUUACAAGAAAUUAAAAGUGAAUCCGUGAAGGAUCUACGUAGAAAAUUUAAUUCUGACGCUAGUGGUAACGAGAGUACUGACGUUACAGAAAAUACAACUCCACUCAUAUCUACACCGUUACGUCAAAGACGACAGUAUAAAUUUACUGGAAAUACUACCCAAAAUAUAGAGAUUCAAAAUCCUGUUCAGGUGGCAAAAGUAUCCUCUAUAAAAAUACAGAAAUCACAAUCGUUACCAAGGACAAAUAUACACAGCUCAUCACAAGCUGAUACAAAAUCUGAUGUCUGGUCUCCUAAACUAGAGAGUGGUCAGGGACCAGUUAGUAUAGAACGUGUUAAAGCUAGAACAUUACAAACUAUACCGUUCCAUGAAGAUCCUUUCUGGAAACAGAUAGAGCAAAUGACAAGCUUUGAUGAUCUGAUUGCGGCUCAGAAUGUAGAUGGCAGUGAAACAUUUGUUGUAAGAAAUAGUCAAGCUUUCCAGUUUCCUGUACAAGAGUUGUCUCCACCUAACAGAUCACAAGAGUUGUCUCCACCUGUUAACCAAACUCACUCAUGCCCAUCUUAUGCUCCAACAAUUGUAACUUCUACUCGACCUGUUCAAACAGCUUCUACAACCAUUCAACCAAAACCUAAAGUCUUUCAUACUCCAACAAUUCAGCCACUUAAAUUAGCUGUGGCUGCAAAAAGUAGUAUUGAGGCUCUAGACGAGGUACUUGAUGAUAUACGAUCUUCUUUACAGAAGAAAACACCAGCACCACAGAGAAAUCAGGCUGUGGACAGCUCAGCUUCUUCAUCCUCCGUUCAUUCGCCAAAUGUGCCAAAAAAUAUCGUUAGAAAUAUACCGAUUGAAAAAAUAAAGCAAAAUAAUAUCCAAACAAACGCUGGUCAGCAUGUUAGUCAGAAAUAUUUUGAUCAACAGAGAAAUCUCAUGGUCCCUCAGCAGCAAAAGCAGACUAACAAUCCUCAACAAAAUGUUCAGUGGAUUUACCCAACUUAUCAACAAGUAGCUCAUUCUCAAAUGAAAAGUCAGCCACAAACAGGUCAACAAAGGAUAAAUCAUGUGCACCCUAGUUCCCAGAUACCAAAUCAGGUGCACCCAAGUUCACAGAUGCCAAACCAGGUGCACCCAAGUUCACAGAUCCCAAAUCAGGUGCAUCAGAUACCAUUUACUCAGAACACAUCACAUCAAAAUUGGAAAGGGCAACACUUAUAUAAGUCAUCAAAUCAACAGAAUCCAAAUAUUAACCAAUCAAAUCAAUUUAAUCAAAAUAUUAACCAAUCAAAUCAAAAUAUGACUUUUUAUCAAAAUAAUCAACAAAUUCCAAUUAAUCCAGACAUAACACAAUUUCCUUAUAUAAUUAAUGGAAAUUAUCAGCUUGAUCCAUCAGUAUUGAAAGAGAGGCUGAUGAACACUGGUCUGGCAUUUGACCAACAAUCAGAAACUGAUGAUACUCUAAGUCAGAAAUCUGUCGCAUCAAGUUUUGCCGAUACUGAAAAACAAUUCAACCAAUCAAUAGAAGAUUUACAAAACCUGGCUCGGGAUGUGGAAGAUAAGUUGUCUCAGAUUAAAUGUAAAAUUGUGGAUGCGGACGAAAAUAGAUUGGAUUCCAUUUUAUCUGCACUCAGGAAAUUUGCCCCAACAGAACCUGUAAAAACUCCCCCUAAUAUCCAUACCAAAGAAGAACAAGACCGACAAAGGGCAAAGUUAAAUGAGGCGUUGACUGAACUUGAUAGGAUAUAUUAUGGUCUACAUCUGGACGAUCCCAAACUAACAGAACCGACAAUGGACUCUAUGAGUCACAGUCAGACUUUGCCUUCCCAAGGACAUCAUAUACCCCUUGCACAGAUACGUAGGAACAAAUCAGAUUCCGGUUUUGGACAUUAUCAAGAAGACACUGCAGCACAGAUCGAUCAACAAACACAGAAAGAAUUUGAUGACAUAACAAAGUCAUUUCAGACAUUGUUAGAUGAAGUUUCGAAAGAUGAUACACCAUCUAAACCUUCCCAUCAUGCAGCAGAGAUUGAAACCACUAUUGAGUCCUUUCUUGAUGAAUUUCGUAAAAGUUCUGAUAAUACGGCCGAUAAAAAUAUCAGUCAAAAGUUUGAAAGUAAAUUGAAGGAUGCUAAAAUGGCUACAAAGCCAAACACAUGUCGUGAUGUUCAAAAGUCAGAAGUGUUUACCGUCAGUUCAGGCUCUUUUUCUGCAUUAGUUGGUGUCAAAAAUAAAAAGAAUGGAGACAACCAAUCAAAAACAAACUUUAAAAAUACACAAACAAACACUGUUGCAAAUUACCGUGGACCUGUCACAGUAAAACCUAAGACUGCUACAGAUUUUGUGCAGAAAUCGAAAUCUGUGCCUGGUUUUAAGCAGAAAUUGAAAACUACAUCAAAUUCUGAGCCAAAAGUUGUUAGUAGUACAGCAAAUAUUAAGUUAGUAAGCCCACAAAGGGAGAUAAAAGUAAUUAAAACAAGUGGGAGUGAAUCGGAGGACGUGUCUGAUGGUCAUUUUGUACGUAAAGCUAAACGCAAUGUCAAUCUUCAACACAGGAAAUCAAUGCCAGCUUGUAUGAUUCAACGGACAGUAGAAACACAGACAAAUGCUCCGUCGUCUCCUCCUGUGGCAGUACUAAGGAGAAACUUUCAGUCUAAAGAUCGACAAUCAAGGGAAGGUUCAGAAUCAAGUGAGAGCUCAGCAGAGUCGAGAAGAGCUCGUAGAAAGACAAUAACAAAAGGGAUAGCUCUACUCAUGGAGUUCUUCAGUUCCAGUGAGGAUGAGCGAAGUCAUAAGUCUAAUCUGGAUCAUUCAACAAGUGCUCCUGACUUACGCUACGUUGGUUGUGAAAAGAUGACCAAAUCUACAAGUGACAACGAUAAAUUCAAAGGGAAAGCUAAACACAGCAGACAAAAACAUGGAACGAAAACAAAGAAUCGGUCGUCAUAUAUCAAGUUUGACAAUGUUGAUGAUAAAAUUGAUGACUUUUACGUAACUUCUACAACGUCUGACGACAAUGUGCAAUCAACACACGGAUCAAAACCUCCAAGGCAUCCGAAACGUAAACAGUCUGCAACAAGUCCGGAAAAGGUUGAUGAAAAUAAAAAAGAAGAUAAAGAAUCUGAGGAAGUUAGUCCAUCCAAUGUAGAACGUUUUAAUAAAACUGAUUUUGUUGUUAGAAGGAAAAAACGUCAGGACAACGAAGAACAAGAAAGACCUCACAGUUUUCAUGAACUACUUGCAGCAUUUGAACCUAAUCCUUUAAAGUUGAAGAAAUUAAGGAAAUGUUCUUCUGCAGAAGCCAUGCUGCAAGAUACUACGGCCAUUAAUAAAAUAUUUACAUCCAAUCCAGAUUUAAGAAAGGACUCUGAAUUCAAUAGUGGUGACUCUGCUGGUGCUAAACUAGAACAGGAAGUAAAAGAUACUGCUGUAUGAUAGUUAAUGCAUUCUGGGUAAUAUAUUUGAGAUCAUACAACAAAGAGCUGAACAAUCUUAAAUGAUGGAUAUUUUACCAAUAGUGUAAAGCUAUUUUUAUUUUAGUUUACUUACUAAAAGUAUAUGCAUAGUACAUUAGACUCUGAAAUAGUAAAUAUUUCUGAUAUCAGGCCUAAAUUUAAAAUUUGUGAUUCCUCCUCCCCCCCCUGAUUUUUCAGAGUAGACCAGGCGUGCAGGCAGGAUAUAUUUUUUUGUUUUUAUUUUUAAAGUACUUAUAAGGGCAAAAUAUUGGAUAUUGGAUCUUUUUUUCAAAGCGUGCAGUGGGGAGGGGAAACAAUCUAAAUAUAUAUUUUGGCCUCAGUCAUCAUGAUGAUUAAUAAUUUUUCAAAAUAAAAACCUUAUGAGAGCCCCUUUAUAUCCCUUAAAAAAGCAAAAAAGAGAUGCUUUCUCUGUCAACAGGUUAAGGGACGGAGGAUAACAUUGGGGUUUUCAAGUAUUCUGAGUCAUGCCUUUAUUUUCAAUACAUUUUAAAGACUUUGAUAAAUGCUUCAGACUGAUUGAGGAUAAGAAGUAAUUUAUAUUAAACCACAAAAACAGAAAUUUUAACAGUUUUGAUGUUUGCUAUUUUAUAAAAUGCAUCUCCAUUAAUAUACAUUGGAACUACUUUUAAGACUUCUGAACAGUUAUCUGAAAGUUGUUUAAAAUGAUGUAUAUCAAAAUCUUCAAAAUUAAUCAGCAACUUUUUUUUUAAUUUCUAUCUUUGAUUAAAAUUUAGUUUAUCUGAUCUUUAGAAAUAGACUGAUGUUAUAUUUAUUUUUAUGCUGUGAUUAAUUCUACGGUGAUAUGUUGGUGCUAUGAUAUUUUGUAUAAUGGUAAUUUUUACUGGCAUUUUACAUUUUUUUUGAAUUUAUUAGUUUAUAGAUAACAAUGUAUUUAAAGACUAUUGAUAAUUAUAGGAUCUGUCAAAUUUAUUGAUUACACAUAUUCAUAAAUAGGUGUGCCAAAUUUUUAUUUUGUUUUUGAUUGUGUUUCAUGAUUUCUGUGCCAAAAAAAAUAUAGGAAUUAUCUCCCUUUGUACAAUGUUUGAUAUAAACGAGCAGCAAGCUGUGUUAUGAACAACACAGUUUAGUUUAAAUUUGUAUGAUAAUGUAUGUUUAAAUUUUUAUAUUUUACUUGUUUAUGAAAUAAGCCUGCUUAAAUCUUUAUAAUGUACUUAUAUGGAUAAAAAGAAUUUCUUUUAAAAAAAAAGUAAUAAGAAUUCUGUAUGUUGACCAAAUAUGAAACUUUAGUGUUAAUGAUUUUACUUUCAGGCUAGUUUUGGUAUGAUUAGGUCAUUUGAUUGGUUAAGGAGGCCUUAGUUUAAUUGACCACAAUAUAUUGAACUAUUAAUCAAUAUAAGAUUAAUUCAUUAUUAUUUUUUAUAAGAAAAGGUCUACAAGGCAGGCUUUUAUAUUCAACACAAAUUUAAUGGCCAGUCAUAAUAAGUUUUAGAGAGUUAAAAUGAAUAAAACUUUCUGACCACUCCCAAAACAAUUUUUUGGAACAACCCCAAAUGAUGCAGUUUUUUGAAAGGGCUAAACAAAAAUGUUAUGCCCAUACUGUGCAUAGGUAUGAUUAAUUUCUGUAAUUACAUUUUCGAAAUGAAUAUUCAAAUUGUAUGAAUGAUUUCAGUAUACUAUGAUUUAGUCUCCAAAGGAAAUGUGCAAUGUUAUUUAUGAAUUUAAAGGUUGUAAAUUUUAUGUGUUCAUUAUAACGGUGCAAUGUUUAUUUAUGUGCUCUGACAUUUUAUAAGUCAUAUACAAGGAAUAUUAUAUGUAUUUUUUUCUUUCAACUAGGUCUACUAUACUUUUUAAAGUGUUUUUUCUGUUUUUGAUUUUUUCUUUAAAUUAGUUUUGGUAAUGUUCCAGAGUAACCUCCCUUUUCAACAUUACAUUAGAGUUUAUAAUAAUUUGCAAAAAUAAUUUUGAUUGAUUAAGGUUUCAUUACACUAGUGAUAUACUUGUCACUGACCAUUAGGUAACCAAUAAUCAUUGUUAGUAAAAAAUGACAGACAGCAAAUAAUGUUCAAAAUUCCCUUAAUUCAAAUACAAACCAGAACUGUACAGUUACUCUUAAAGGGGUAAAUUCAGUAACAAAUCUCCCAUUGACUGUAAUGCUAAUCUAUGUAUUGAAUUAAAUUUAUACCUGAUUUACCUUUAGAAAUCACAGGCUUUCAUAUAUCAUUCAUUAAAGUAAAAAAGUAGCCCCAUCUUUUGCAACAAUAAAAACAUAGGGUCAUGCGGCAUUUUUAGGCAUUCACAUGGCCUUGUUUACAAACAGUGUAGAUUCACACUUAAUUCCAUUACUGACCCCAUUACUUUUCAACCCUGUAGUAAAAAAAUUUAGUGCAUACAGCAUUCAUUUUUUGAUUUUUUUUAACUCUAGUUUUGAUCCAUCUAUCAAAAGAUAUUUAUUACAAACAUUAUCUACCAAUCAGAAGAGCACAGGACUUCAGUUUUGUACAGAAAGCUCUACCCCAAAUGGGCGGUCCCUGAUGACAUAUUUAUUUACUGAAUUUACCCUUAAAGAGUGUUUGUUGAAUGCUGGUAGCUUCUGUACAUUACUUAACUUCAAUAGCUGCUGUAGGGAUGUUUAUUUUUGUAAGGGAGUAAGAAGUUAAAAGACACUUUGAAAUCCUUUUGAUCCGUCCAGAAACAUUUUAUUUUUUUUCAUUUUUAUAUCUUUUUUCCCUUAUUCGAAACAACAAAUUGUGACCUGAAAUGAUUUGUUUUAAAAUUUUUAAUUGAGUUUUGUUUUAUUUUCUUGCUUUGUAUUUGCUAUUUUGUUUUCAGUUUAGUUUUUAAUUGUACUUAAUUGUUAUGUAUUUUUGUUAAAACAUUGAAAGUUGAUGCAUGAAUCAUUAGAUGGAUACAUUGUACAUGCACAUUUUUUAUUUAAGGUCAAAUGUUAAUCUUCGGUCAGGUUUCUCAUUUGACCAUUGAAUAUUCAAAUCAUUGGGAAUAUUUUUUUUACUUUGAAAGUAAAACUUUAAUUAUUGUUAAGAUAUUUUUCUAAUUCUAUAUUUGAUGAUUUUAAUAUUGAACUAUCUUGAGGAAAAUUGAUCCCUUAUGUAAUCUUAAUUUUAAAGACAUUGAGGGACAGAAAGGUCUUUUUGGGGAUAUCAGGAUUGGGCCAUAAUUUUCAGGAAAGGGAAUUAAUGAUAAAUUUUUUCGGGAUCCAAGAAAGAAUGCUUUAUUUUUUUCAGGAAGUUAGGGUUCGGCUUUUUUUUCAGGGAAAUGACACCCCCUCCAAUCCCCCCCUCAUUAUAGGAAUUGGACAUUGAAAGUCAGUAAUAAUAUUGGAAAUUAAUCAGAAUUUUGUUGAAUAUAAUAAAGGUAUCCGACUGCUCUAAAAUGAUCUGAAAUGUAUAUUUAUUAUUCUUCAGUAACAUUGGUAUGUGUAUUUUUUUAUGACAAAAUUGCUGACUUUCCUAAUGAUAAAUCAUAGAAAAUAUGUAUACAAUUAUUGCUUCUGAGCAACAUAAGGUUAAUAUUAUUUAUAGCAAGUAUUGGAUGUAAAAGUAGAAUGUAUUUGUCAUGAGCAAAGAAGCAUAGUUCAAAUUAGAUCAGGGCUGUUCCAAAACUGUUUUGGGGGGAGGGGGAGGAAUGUGAGGCAUUCAAAUUAACUUUGUUUGUGGGUGGUUGCAUUUUCUGAGAAUUUUGUUAGAAUAAUACAUGAUUAAAAUGAAAAAUUUAAAUAUUAUAGGUGGUUAGGGUCUAAAAAUGGUGCCUACCAUUCCCCCCCCCCCCCCCCCCCCCUUUUCCUUGCAUUUAGUUUCAGGAACAGACCUUAUCUCCUGUGUACCAGCAAAAAUAGAAACUAAAGAAUAAGUGAACAUAUGCUCCAUCACCCAUUACAAAUGUAUUAUACAAAUGUCUGAUAAAUCCGAUACUUAGGUGAAGAAUAAAUUACGUUGCUUCUCAGGACAUCUCAAAAAAGAUUAAAAAAAAUUAUUGGUGCUAAUUUCUUCAUGUGUGAUACUAUGGAUUCAUAAUUAUUCGUUGGAUACCAAUUUUCGUGUAUUUUAUGGGUACAGGGGAACCACAAAUUUAAAUGUUCAACGAAUAACAAAUUUUCUAAAGGAAUUUAUGCAGACUUUGCUAAAACCAUGAAAUUAAAUAUCCACGAAAAUGCAAGUUUUCCUCAAUCCAUGAAAAUUGGUACCAACGAAAAUAAAUGAAUCUACAGUACUCAAACUGACUAACUAUUUAAAUGUAGGCCAGAAUGCUAUACAAUUUAACUUUAAAAGUAACUUACUAUUUGUGCAUAGGCAGAAAUACUGACUUAUUUUGGAUAUGUGACAGUAAUGCUGACUUACUUUGAAUAUGUGACAUUAAUACUGACUUAUUUUGUAUAUGUGACAGUAAUACUGACUUACUAAUUAUGUGCAGGCCAAAACGCUGACAAUGUAUUGCUUAUACAUUUAUAAUACUCAAAAUGUGCCAAAUAUCUUAUUGAUAGACAAAUAGAAAAAAAAAUAAACUUAUUUGAUAUUUUAA